Molecule: messenger RNA, 1364 nt
Organism: Vigna umbellata (rice bean)
Lineage: Eukaryota; Viridiplantae; Streptophyta; Magnoliopsida; Fabales; Fabaceae
Source: RefSeq, a predicted model, not a curated record
CCUAUGCAUACACGGUGUGGGUCCAUUUCAGUGAAGUGUCAAUUUGCAGAUUAACAUUUACUGAGUGUUGAUUUUAGAGCUUAGCAAUUUUCUGAAAGACUUUAUUAUUCUCAAUUUGCAUUUCUUAAAUAUAAUGGUGAUUUUAGAGGGUGUCUUUGGUAGAUGUAGAUGGAUUUGAUGUGCUGUGUCUAUACUUAUUGUGUUAGCCAUCGUUCGAUAUUAUUUUUGGUGAUUUUUUUUCUCUUCCAUUUGUGUCUCUCCUUUCUUACUAAUUUAUUUGUUAUAAAUAUUUAAUACAAGCACUCAGAAAUAGAAUAUAUAUAUUCAAUUCUUAACCUAUUCGUAAUUAAUAAUAAAACCUGUAGUACCGAUAGAAAACUUACAAGUAGCUACUGGUGCUGAUGUGAACAGUAAGAGAAAAAAGAAAAAGAAUAAUUGAUAGUGACUAAGAAGAAGAAAAUACAUAGUGGCUGAAAAAGAAAGAGCCAAGCAAAGAAAGGAAAAUAUAUGUGAAAGUGGAAGGAGAAAGACCCACGGAGCACAAAAAAAAGAAAAAGAAAAAGAAAAAAAGAAACCGAGCACAAAAAUGAAGAAAGAAAUCUGUAGUAGUGAACUGAGCAGGUCAUUGAAAAUGGAGUGAGUCACUGAAAAAAAAUAAGAGAUAGCUUGGAGAGUGGUUGUGUGCAUGAGUGGAGAAGAAUGAAGGGGUCAAUACAAGGACUGCACUGAUCAUUUUACUUGGACAAGUGCUAUUGUAGCUGGAUUUGAUGGCGAAUUCUGCUGUGAUCCUUUUAUACAGAGCUAUCUUUGUAUUUUAGAGUAUACUUAUAUAUAUUGGUUAUACGUGGGAAAAAGUAGAAGAACUGACUUCUUCAUCUGAAUUGUUGGAUACACUUCGUACAUAGUGAAGAAUGGAGACUUUAGCCCAGCUGGAAGCAAUGUGCGAGAGGCUUUAUAACUCGCAGGAUUCUGUUGAAAGAGCACAAGCGGAAAGCACACUGAAAUGCUUUUCCUUGAACAGUGACUACAUUUCGCAGUGCCAAUAUGUUCUGGAUAAUGCAUCCUCUCCGUAUGCAUUGAUGUUGGCAAGUUCGAGCUUGUUGAAGCAAGUGACUGAGCAAAGCCUUCCGUUACAGCUCCGGAUUGAUAUUCGAAACUACCUCAUAAAUUAUCUGGCAAGCAAAGGACCAGAACUGGAGCCCUUUGUUCUUGGAUCCUUGAUCCAACUCUUUUGUCGCAUUACAAAGUUUGGUUGGCUUGAUGAUGACAAAUUCAGGGAAGUUGUUAAGGAGGCAAUGAACUUCUUGAGUCAGACUUAUCUUUUGGUCUGUGGUGAUCUUUGGUCAUGGGGUUUCAAAAAAUAA